Neurospora tetrasperma FGSC 2508 is the source of this 2019-nucleotide messenger RNA. RefSeq lists its product as uncharacterized. The coding region runs from base 1 to 2019 and encodes 672 amino acids. Gene Ontology annotation, biological process: regulation of transcription by RNA polymerase II; DNA-templated transcription. NCBI's taxonomy places the organism in Eukaryota, Fungi, Ascomycota, Sordariomycetes, Sordariales, Sordariaceae. Gene Ontology annotation, molecular function: RNA polymerase II cis-regulatory region sequence-specific DNA binding; DNA-binding transcription activator activity, RNA polymerase II-specific; zinc ion binding. The record is from RefSeq and is a predicted model, not a curated record. The transcript is spliced from 4 exons. Gene Ontology annotation, cellular component: nucleus.
AUGUCUUCCACAAAAGCCGUCUGUUCGGCCAAAGUCAUUGGUUCAAUGGAGUCAUCUUGCACUUUCGAGCCCCUGGUCCGCAACGGCACCGCAAAUAAGUCCAUGGCCGGCGUGGAAAAGUGCAAAGCCUUGGCUAGAACCAUCAAGGCUCAAAGGACUCCGCCGUGGCCGACCAUGCCGACUCGUCACCUACCCCCAAGGGAAAUUGCCGACCAACUCGUCGACUGUUAUCUCAGGACUUUUGAGUCCUUGUACAGGGUCCUGCACAUCCCCACCUUCAAAAGAGACUAUGAGGCGCUCUGGCAAGCAGUGUCGGCACAAUCGCAUCCGAAUCAACAGCUGCAGCAUGUCGACAUGGCCUUCCUGGUCCAAGUCAAGCUCGUGCUUGCCAUUGGCGCCACCGUUUACGACCAAGACUUUUCUCUCCGCCCCUCUGCCAUCCGCUGGGUGUAUGAAGCGCUCACGUUCACCUCGGAACCAGAGUUCAAGUCCCGAUUGAACAUCAAGUGCCUACAAACUGAUAUCCUGCUAUUGCUAGCACGUGAAACGGCCGGUUUAGGUGGAAAUUUGACCUGGAUCUCGGCGGGUUCCUUACUGAGGACGGCGGUGUACAUGGGAUUGCACAGAGACCCGGCGCACCUCCUAAAGAGGACAGUCUUCGCCGCCGAAAUGCACCGGCGGCUGUGGAAUACCGUGCUCGAGCUGACAGUCUCGUGUAGUAUGAAUGCCGGAGCACCGCCGCAGAUAUCGCUCGAUGACUAUGACACAGAGCCGCCGGGUAACUUCCACGAUGAGCAGCUUGUGGAAACUCGUGCAGACGAUGGAAGCGAUCAUUCACCCGCAGUGGCGCAACCGGAAACUGAGUUUACGCAAACGUCCGUUGCAAUUGCCAUGCGAAAGAUUCUUCCCAUCAGGCUUGCGAUCGCCAAAUUUCUGAACGACCUCGGAUCGACUUGUCGCCAGGGUGAUAUGGCAUCUGCAUAUCAUGAAUCAUUGAGACUCGAUGCGGAUCUGAGAGCAGCGUAUCGAACUCUUACUCGAACCUUUCAAGUGCUUUCUCGCAACUUGAACGAGGUUUGCUGGCCGGGGUCAUCGUCAUCCGCUCUGCUCUUUCCGUCUAAAUUCAUCGAUCUCGUCAUCAACCGUGAACUCUCCGCCCUUCACAUUCCCUUCUACAGCGCCGCCCUCCACGAAGCUGCCUACGCCUUCUCGCGAAAGGUCGUCGUGGAGUCCUGUUUCAAGAUCUGGCGUGCCAUCAACCCUUGGCCAACCUCCCCUUCCUCAUCGGAUGCCACCAAGCAAGAUACCAACCCCCAGGGAGCUGCCAACCAAGACAUUUGCCGCCUGGCUUCUCACGGGGCCGGCUUCUGCCGGAACGCAGGGAUUCAGGUAAGCAUGCUCCUCCUCGGCGAGCUGCGCGCUCAGCUCAGAGAAGAAGCCGAAACAAGUCUCGCUCCAGUAAAUCGAUCACUGCUGCGACCAGACCUGCUGGCUAUGGUGACCGAGGCCAAGGACUGGACCAUGCGCAGCAUCAAGGUGGGCGAGACCAACAUGAAGGGACUCCUGUUUGCUAGUAUGGUGUCGGCGCAGAUUGAAGGUAUGAUGAAAGGCCUGGAAGGGGACGAAGCACUUGCGCAGGUACUGGUCAAGGCGGCAGAUGAGGUUGUGGAUAAGUGUGUGCCGCUUCUGGAGGAGAUGUUGGAGAGGGAGACGAGGAUAAGGAUGGCGAGCGGUGGAGAGACCGAUUCUGGGCAAAAGCAAGGGUUUGGAUGGGGACAGGGAGAGGCAGGAGGGGGGAUGGAAUCACAACAACAACAACGACAAAAACAACAACAAAUUGAAACAGGCGAGGUAGCAGCCACAUAUGAAACAGAAACGCCGCUGGGGAUGAUGGGUGACUGGGAUAUGUCGCUGUUGGAUGUCCAACACAUUGGCGACUUUGGGAAUAUGCCCGAACUAAUGAGUUGGGCGCUUGCCGGAGCCACAUCUUGUGGCACAGGCGGCUCAUUCGUAUGGUAA